CUGGAGGUCGCGUUCGCGGCCACGGUAGGGCGGCACGCGUCGUGUUCGGAGCACGAGUGCGGUGCACGGAGCAGCGCGAGUCACACAAGCACAAGCGGAGUCGGCGGGCGACUGACGGGUGGCGAGCGGCGCGGCGCGGGGCGUCGCUGCGCGCGCACCCCUCACCGCGCACCCCGCGACACCGGGCCCCCUCGCCCCGCCGCCUCACCCCCGGCCACCACCCGCCCGCGCCCGCACCCCUGCCCUGACGGACGCCAGCCGGCUGCCUUAUCACGCCGCACGGCGCUCCGCUUCCUUUCUCCUCGUGCCGUUGCGAGCUUUUUCGCCACUGCCACACUUCCGCCCGCCCCCUCGAUUGUGUAG
This is a messenger RNA of Danaus chrysippus (African queen), 363 nucleotides long. NCBI's taxonomy places the organism in Eukaryota, Metazoa, Arthropoda, Insecta, Lepidoptera, Nymphalidae. The record is from the annotation of a GenBank genome assembly.